Molecule: messenger RNA, 1890 nt
Organism: Heteronotia binoei (common prickly gecko)
Lineage: Eukaryota; Metazoa; Chordata; Lepidosauria; Squamata; Gekkonidae
Gene: AKT1S1
Product: AKT1 substrate 1
Exons: 5
Coding region: 193-1029 (278 amino acids)
Biological process (GO): negative regulation of TOR signaling; neurotrophin TRK receptor signaling pathway; negative regulation of protein kinase activity
Cellular component (GO): cytoplasm
Source: RefSeq, a predicted model, not a curated record
GGCAUCCCCCCCCAUCGUUCCUCUAGUCUUUUCUACGCCAUCUUUAUAAAGGGCACGGUGUGGACGACAUCCGCAUGUCUUGUGAGGGCAGCCGGAGGAGGCGGAGCUUUGGGAAGGGGGAGGAGAAGGAGGAGGAGGCGGUUGUUAUUUAGAGGUGGAGGGGGACUUAAGUGUCCCAGAAGGGGUCAAAGGAUGACAACCAUGGCAGAUAACCACAAGGAGAGCUGGGCAGCCCUGGUAGCUGCAGCAGAACGAUACCGGCGUCAAACUGGCAAUGAAGUGGUGCUGCUCACCGCCUUCAGGGCCCCUCCCCCUGGCGGCUUUGGCUAUGUGCAGCACGGCAGUGGGGCCCUGGCAGAUGCCCUUCAACGCUACCUCGAAGACAUUGCCGUGGUCCACAAAACCACAGCCUUCAUUUAUGCUGCCCGUCCUCCCGCAGCCCCUUACCUGCCCCCCAACCAUGGCCCCUACUCUCGAAGCUAUCCCUUCACUGGUGCCCCAGACGAGUCUGCCCCACACAGGACGCCUACCUCCCAGGGGCCUUUGCCCCAGGCUUCUGGAGGCCAGGAGCCCGAAGAGGAAGAAGAUGAAGGCGAUAGGAACACACUGACGGAAGUAGAGCAGCCAGGUGGGAGAGACCAUCCCAGUGACACCACUGGCCUGUUUGUGAUGGACGAGGAUUCCCCAAGCCAAGAAUAUGAGCCUUUCUUUGACUCUGACCUAGAGAGCACUGAUGAUGGGAGUCUGAGUGAGGAGACCCCUGGGCAAGUGGCCCCUCCACCUCUUAGCCACCAGUAUGCCAAGUCCUUGCCUGUCUCGGUGCCAAUUUGGGGGUUUAAGGAGCAACAGCAAGAGAUGCGCUCCUCCGAUGAGGAGACCAGCAAGCAUUCGUCCCCCGAUCUUGAGAAGAUUGCUGCCAGCAUGCGCGCACUGGUGCUGCGGGUGUCAGACGGCACUGAGAUGUUUGGAGACCUGCCUCGGCCGCGGCUCAACACGAGUGACUUCCAGAAGCUACAACGGAAAUACUAGCGGAUCCGGCAGUCUCCUUCCUUCCCUUCCCUUCCCCUCCUCUCCCCACCCCCCCGUCAGUACCCUCCCUCCUCCAGUCGGUGGACAGGGUUGGAUGCUCCCCUUAAGCCAUACAGCCCUCCUGUGAGCUCUUACAAGCUUUAAAGUGAUAACUUAUAAUUGCACACUACAGUUAGGAUGGGGAAUGGAGGACUUUCUUCCUCCCUCCCUGAACAAAUGAAAGAGAACCUGUUCAGUUUCUCUUUCUGGGGAAUUCCAGAGGCACAGCACCUCUCCAGCGGGGUUUUCUUCCCGUUCAAGAGAAGGCAACACUACGGACAUGUACUUUGAAAAUGACACUACCAAUCCUGCCCCAGCCCAGUCCAGCCCCAGCUGCUGCUGCAGUGUCCCAUUUCUCUCCUCCUUUCCCCAUAACAAGUGUCUUAAGAUCCUUUGCACAUAAGCUGGGUUUGUCUAUAGAGUCUUUAGUUUUGAGCCAAGCGUCUCUUGUUGGGGAGAGAAGGGAGUGUGGGGAGGGAUUCUUCAUCACCCGGCUCUCCCUCCCCACGCGUUAACUCUCUUCCAGUUUCCGGAAGUGGUAUUUCAGGGUCGUUUUUCUAUUGGGGAGGGCGGUGCAAAUUUGGGGAAUCGCCCCAGGCAGAUGGGAUGUAACCAGGGCUCUAGGAGUCACCUACAACCCUCUGUCGUUUUUUCCCUCCCCUCUCCUUUCCCAGCGUACUUUUGUAUCAGAUACUUGGGGGCACAUGGAGGCCCUGGCCCCCUAUAUUUUUGUCCAAAGAUGAAUGGUGAAUUGGAAGGGGGAGGAUGUCUUUGUCUCCUUCCCACCAACCUACCAGCCAAUAAAGAAAAUACUGACUUUUA